This is a messenger RNA of Anopheles nili, 1528 nucleotides long. RefSeq names its product keratin-associated protein 5-1-like. Lineage: Eukaryota; Metazoa; Arthropoda; Insecta; Diptera; Culicidae. The coding region runs from base 202 to 978 and encodes 258 amino acids. The record is from RefSeq and is a predicted model, not a curated record. The transcript has 6 exons.
GAGUAGACGAAAAUCCUCAUACAAAAAUAGUAAUUGUCUCUAAAUUGUUCAGUGUUUGUGUGAAUCCCAUCUAAUAAACAUAUUUUAGAAAAGCUUUUCGAACGAACGAUCCUCCUGAAGAGUGAUACCACCUAGUGCAAGCUAAAUCUUGAUUUUCAUUCGAAAAGUCGUUCCGACAAAAAAAAAACACCAAAACCGAAAAUGUGCGAUCCGUGCUGCGGUCCCUGCGAUCCCUGCUACUCCUGCUAUCCUUGCGGUCCCGUUCGGUGCAAGAGCCGUGAACUGCGUGGUGGAAUUCUGAUCUCGAACUGCGAGUGUCUGAAGCGCAACGGUUUGCAGCAUGACUGUCCACGUUCCGAAUGUCAGGCGAAACCAUGCUGCCUGACUAAACCGGAAGCAUCUUGCUGCCCUUCCCAAUGGGCUCGGCGUUUCCGAUUCGUGACGAUGGGCAAGAAGAGUAACCCGGUCCGGCCAUCACCGAACUGCUGCAUGCCAUGUGGAGGCGGUGGCUGCAACCCUUGCCCUAUUGAUCCUACCUGCUGUUCUCCUUGUGGUCCUUGUGGACCAUGCGGACCUUGUGGACCGUGUGAUCCUUGUGGACCUUGCGGUCCUUGCGGUCCUUGUGGACCUUGUGGACCAUGCGGUCCUUGUGAUCCUUGUGGACCUUGUGGACCAUGCGGUCCUUGUGAUCCUUGCUGUCCACCAGCCUGCGGACCAGUGUGCGAUCCUUGCUGUCCACCGGUUUGUGAUCCCAGCUAUCCACCUGUGUGUGAUCCAUCCUGCAGCGUACCAUACUAUCCACUGAAACGCAUCCGUUCGGCAGUGCGGCAACCAACGCCGAGACCAAAGAUGGCCAAAACCAACUGGUACUGCCCACGGCAGUACAAAAUCUGUCGUCCUCCGGCGCCGUGUCGCUACCGGGCCGCUCCCUGUAAAGCCCAUUGCUAUAACGUUGAACGCUUUUGCUGCCGGUGUUAGUGCGGGUCGCGCUGUGUUAGAGAGGGCUCCCGGCAUUAGAUGUAGAUUUGUCGCAUUUACGGUGAUCCUUGCAGUGACGCCUGCGUACCGUGUGGACCGUGCUAAUGUAAAAGAAAGAAACACCGUCGCUGAUGGACUAUCGCGUGUCAAACACAUUCUCUGUUUCUGUUACGCUUGGUGUAGUGUGCCAACCAGCAGACCUAGUCGUAGAAGCAUUUGUUAGAAAGGAAAUUCUAUCCGACCUAUCCCGCAAUCAGAUUGACGCCUAGCUCCGUUCGUUAAAAGCAAAUUACCCGUUGACCGAUGUGUUUCCCGUUUACCUGUUAAUCUGUUAUCUGUUGCGUGGUUCAGAAAUUUUAUGAAGCGAGUUAGCCCGAGCACAUCAUUAGCUUGCAAUGGAUUAGCAGCAUUAGAGCGGCACAAGAGCGAACGAUAGAAAGACGUGUAGUAGUAUCAGUCGUCGCAUCAGACGCAUUAGUAGUUGCUAGCGCUAUCGCACGAUCAGAGGUAUCACUUGAAAUAAAAAAAGCGUAUAACCAUUGGUACGAAU